CUUACUUGCAUGUUUUCUUCUCACAAAUCCAUCAGCUGCUUGAGAAGGGUCAUGAUUUAUUGUCUUCCUACCAGUCCUGAACACAGAACAUGGGCCAUCAUCACACACACAAGCCGAGUGUAAAAGUAUAUCAGUCACUUUUGGUCAUCUUUGAAUGGAAAUAAUUACAGCCUUAGUAAGUGCUAAUCUAUGUAAGAUACAAAUGAGAGACAGCAGUGCUUUUAUUUUUGGCACCAGAAAGAUGUCCUAGCCUUAUGGAACCAUAUAAUUCAACAGGAAACUUGGAAUUCAUUCUCCUUGGACUCUCAGAGGACCCUGAACUGCAGCUCAUCUUAUUUGCACUAUUCCUGCUCAUAUACCUGCUCACUGUGCUUGGAAAUGUGCUCAUCAUCUUAGCCAUCAGCUGUGAUUCCCACCUCCACAGCCCAAUGUACUUCUUCCUCUACAACCUUUCAUUGUCUGACAUGGGCUUCAGCAGCACCACCAUCCCCAAAAUGCUGAUAAACUUGCAUACCCAUUACAGAUCCAUAACUUAUGCUGAAUGCCUAACUCAGGUAUCUUUCUUUUUUCUUUUUGGAUGUAUGGACAGCUUUCUACUGGCAGUGAUGGCAUAUGACAGAUGGGUGGCCAUUUGUCACCCUCUACACUACCAAGUCAUUCUGAAUCCUCGUUUGUGUAGAUUUUUGGUUGUAAUGUCAUUUUGUAUCAGUCUCAUUGAUUCACAGGUACACUGGUUCAUGGUGUCACAACUAACAUUUUGUACUAACAUAAAAAUCCCUCAUUUCUUUUGUGAUGUUCCAGAACUUGUAAAACUUGCUUGUUCUAACACUACUAUCAAUGACAUAGUCAUGUUUCUUUUAAGCAUCAUUGUUGGUUUCCUCCCUGCCUCAGGAAUAUUUUACUCCUACUAUAAAAUUACUUCUUCUAUUUUAAGAGUUCCAUCACUGUUAGGGAAAUAUAAAGCCUUCUCUACCUGUGGAUCUCACCUGUCAGUUGUUUGCCUAUUUUAUGGAACAGGUAUAGGUGUGUACCUCAGUUCAACAGUUUCUAGUUCUUCCAGGGAAAGUAUGGUGUCUUCGGUAAUGUAUACAAUGGUGGUUUCCAUGAUGAACCCCUUCAUUUACAGCCUGAGGAACAGGAACAUCAAGAAAGCCCUCUGGAAAAUUGUCUGUCAGAUAACAUAA
Molecule: messenger RNA, 1184 nt
Organism: Mus caroli (Ryukyu mouse)
Lineage: Eukaryota; Metazoa; Chordata; Mammalia; Rodentia; Muridae
Product: olfactory receptor 7E178-like
Biological process (GO): G protein-coupled receptor signaling pathway
Cellular component (GO): membrane
Molecular function (GO): G protein-coupled receptor activity; olfactory receptor activity
Source: RefSeq, a predicted model, not a curated record